AUGUGGCUGCUUGGGUCCUUUUCGCAGCACGAGGACACGCUCAUGCUUCUGUAGCCCAAAGUCUGCCGGAGUUUUCACUGUUUAAUUUGAUAUAAAAGUAGUUUCAGGGAUGGACACUGAUGUAAUUACAACCCCAGGCGCUGUCGCUGCUAUUGACAGUAAAGACGACACAGAGCCUUUCACAAAGGUAAAGUCUAAAAAGACUCAGAAACGAAAACGUGAACAAGAUGGAGUGGACAUGGACACAGAGGGGCCCGUGGCAUGCAAGCGGCCGCAGUUUCCGCCUAUUUCAAGCGACAAAUUAAAGGGACCAGAUGAGAUGCGCAAAGUCGCCGUUCCAGCUCACAGAUACACCCCGCUGAAGGAAAACUGGCUGAAGAUUUUCACCCCCAUUGUAGAGAACCUACAGCUUCAAGUUAGAUUCAACCUCAAAACUAGGCAUGUUGAAAUCAAAACGUGCAAAGAAACGCAGGACAUCGGCUCGCUCACGAAAGCAUCAGACUUUGUUAAAGCCUUUGUUCUGGGAUUCCAGGUUGAAGAUGCUCUAGCUCUCAUCAGAUUAGAUGAGCUUUUCCUAGAAAGCUUCGACGUCACAGACGUGAAACCUCUGAAGGGAGACCACUUAUCCAGAGCCAUCGGAAGAAUAGCAGGGAAGGGAGGAAAAACCAAAUUCACCAUUGAAAAUGUCACAAAGACUCGCAUUGUGCUCGCCGAGACAAAAGUUCACAUAUUAGGGUCUUUCCAGAAUAUCAAGAUGGCCCGGACAGCGAUAUGUAACUUAAUCUUAGGAAGUCCACCUUCAAAGGUCUACGGUAACAUCAGGGUGGUGGCUAGCCGGACAUCCGAGAGAUUCUGAUUGGCUGCUGUGUGUAUUUAUCCUUCCCCCCGUUGGCUGGUGGCAUUCCCUCGUUGAUCCGUGACUGUUGACGACACCUCAGGUUUCUGUUAUGGCCUCGUGCAUCAAGCUGGAUCAGUUGAUCCAAAGCAUGAGGCAACACCACGAUACAAGCAUUCAGAGUUUAUAUCAAAGCAUAAGUUUGUGUAAAUAAAUAAGUUCAAUCCCCACUAA
Molecule: messenger RNA, 1069 nt
Organism: Cottoperca gobio
Lineage: Eukaryota; Metazoa; Chordata; Actinopteri; Perciformes; Bovichtidae
Gene: pno1
Product: partner of NOB1 homolog
Exons: 7
Coding region: 110-856 (248 amino acids)
Cellular component (GO): nucleus
Molecular function (GO): RNA binding
Source: RefSeq, a predicted model, not a curated record